This is a messenger RNA of Eucalyptus grandis, 906 nucleotides long. Its product is annotated as putative disease resistance protein RGA4. The record is from RefSeq and is a predicted model, not a curated record. The transcript has a single exon. Gene Ontology annotation, biological process: defense response to fungus. Gene Ontology annotation, molecular function: ADP binding. NCBI's taxonomy places the organism in Eukaryota, Viridiplantae, Streptophyta, Magnoliopsida, Myrtales, Myrtaceae. Bases 1 to 906 code for a protein of 301 amino acids.
AUGGCAGAAGCAGUGCUCUUCAGCCUCGCCACCGACAUAAUAGAACUGGCCGGUUCCAAAACCUUUUCGGAGAUCCAACGUGUACGAGGUGCGAGGAAUGAGGUCAACAGUCUUAAGGACACCGUCGAGACCAUCCGAGCCGUGCUUUUGGAUGCUGAGAAGAAACAAUGGGACAGCGAGCAGGUCAAGCUCUGGCUCGUGAGGCUGAAGGACGUGUUGUACGACGCACAGGACUUGCUGGACGAUGUCGCAACAGAAAAUCUAAGGCGGAAGGUCACUCCUGGCAACAAGAUGUGGAAUGUGGUACGCGUUUUCUUCUCUAAAUCGAAUCAACUUGCACACCGCCUCAAAGUGGCUAAUGAAAUUCAGGAACUUUGGAAGAGGCUGGAUAAGAUUAAGAAAGAUAGGGAGUUCCAUUCAUUUGAGCAUCAGAGAGAGGAAUCAAUGGCCAUUGCGAGAGGAAAGAAAGAAAAUUUAUUACCCGACGCAAAAAUAAUUGGUAGGGAAGAGGACAAGAAAAAGAUCAAACAACAUUUGUUUGAUUCCUCCCCUAGCCAGAGUGUGUCAUUUGUUGCCAUAGUUGGUAAAGGAGGUCUUGGAAAAACCGCACUUGCACGACUAGUGUACAACGAUGGGGAGGUAGAAAAACAUUUCAAUCUUAAGAUGUGGGUGUGUGUAACUGAUGUCUUUGAUGUGAAUUCAAUUAUCAAAGAAAUUCUUGAAUCAGCAAACUAUCCAAAUCUUGAGAAUAAGCGUGAAGACCAGUUGCCGAGUCUUCUUGAUGAGACUUUAAGUAGGAAGAAAUACUUGCUUGUUUUGGAUGACUUGUGGAAUACAAAUCGGGAUAAAUGGGUGAUGCUUGGAGAUUGGCUAGAGGAUGGUUUGCGGGAAGCAAGAUACUUAUAA